Messenger RNA from Girardinichthys multiradiatus, 1731 nucleotides. RefSeq names its product selenoprotein e (gene selenoe). The transcript is spliced from 5 exons. The record is from RefSeq and is a predicted model, not a curated record. NCBI's taxonomy places the organism in Eukaryota, Metazoa, Chordata, Actinopteri, Cyprinodontiformes, Goodeidae.
CACACCGAUUCCACAGAACCUGUCCACCCUCCACCGCUCAAAAGCGACCCAGCUCUGGCACCGUACUACCACUCGCUGUUGCACACUCCUGGUUUGAAGCCUUCGUACUCACCGCACUGUGUGCUCAUUCCGGUCAGUCUGAAUCCCUCUCCUCCUGGCGGAGAACUCACCCAGCCUACCCCACCAUGUACCAGUUCAACCAGUAUUCCUGUAUUCAACAAACAUAUUAUAAACUCUCCUGUUUCUCCUGAGCAUUUCCUGCAUGUGGGUCAAGUCGCUUUACAAAACUAUGACACAGUUGUUAAACAAAUUCAUAUUAGGUGGUCCCUUCAAAUAAAAAACACAUGCUGAGAAUUCCAUGACAACUAGAUCAUGUGAGGGCCUCCAGGGUAAAUCAAUAUGCCAACUGUUGCAAAAAUGUUGGAAAAAUGUCAUUGUAAAAUUGUGAAAAUAUAUGAGAAACCUACUAGCGUGUUGAUAUGAACAUUUCCUCAGUUUUCUUCAAAGUUAUUUAUAUGUAGCUAGGGCUGAUAUAAAUAUAGUAACAAAUGUUUGAGUUUAAGAAGAAAAAAAUGCACAAAAUCUAAAGCUCACCGAGGUUUAAAUGACAUUCUGAUGUUUCAAGUUGAGUGUGUUUUUUUCCUUUAGACAGAUUACAAUAUUCUUCAAUCUGAAUCACCUAAAACACCAAAGACUGAACUCUGGUUGUGGAUGUGAGCAUCUGACUGGCUCUCAGGGGCCACAUCCUCUGGAACGUGCACUGUAUGGGAAAAAGUGAUAACAGUACAGAUGUUCUGUGGAUUUUCUGGAAUCCUCCUGAAGUGGAGCAGACUAUAUAUUUAAAACCAGGGGUCCUCUAUAAAUUAAAAAGAUAUUGACAACCACGUUUUUGGCAACAUAAAUGUAUUUAUGUCAAUCAGGUGACAACAAAUCUUCUUGUUGUCAGUUUAUAAAACAUUUAUAACAGUAACACUUGAAGAACAACCACAAUUCAACUCAGGUAGGUUGACCCUCCCACAUGAAUUUCUGAUGGACUCAUCCAUCCUCAAAACCUGACCAUCUGGAUUAAAAGGUUAAAUGCUGAUGGUUAGAACCUUCGCAUACGGAUUCAAAGACACAAAGUGAUCUUUAAAAUGUGGGCCUUGUUGGUGCUCACAUUUGCACUCGCUACUGGAGCAUCAGAAAGGAGCAACAACACAGCAUCUGAAGAAAGGCUUGUUAUAGCCCGAGGUAAACUGAUGGCUCCCAGUGUGGUUGGAUGAGCCAUAAAGAAAAUGCCUGAGCUCUAUCACUUCCUCAUGGACCGAUGGGCUUUAUACCAUAACUUAGAGUAUGACUCUUCUGAGGAGAAGAAUCCCCAUCUGAUAUUUUACAAUGUAAAGGAUGAGGUUGUAAAGACUGUCCCUGUGAAGAACAUGAAGGUGGACGAGAUCAGCAGCCUGUUAGAGUCUCUGGGUUUCUAUAAGAGGUCCCAGAAAGGGGAAGAGGUGCCAGAGGAGUUCCAGAACUUCCCCCUGCACGCCCCAAGGGACGAGCUGUGAUGACCCCUUGUGGCCAAAUUUUGCAUUUGCAACCCAGCCGCAUUAAUGACGAUUGGGGCUUAAAGGCCAGACUGUUAAAGCCAGGCCCCAUUCUGAGAACUUGCUGGCUGGGUGCAGUGCGGAAGGUGUUGGGCAUACUUGAGGCAUAAUGUUUGUUCACAAACUUCAAUAAAAAUUACAACAACACAAA